GUAAGCAGCCAAUGAGAGGCAACGUUUGCAAAGGUCUAGGAUGACAUCUGGUGUAUUGACUGUGACCAGUGUUAGAGCUAGUUUUUGCUGUUUGGAAUGUGCUGCUGUAAUUCAGAUUUAAAGAGGUCUUUCCUGUUAAUUCAAAGCUCAUUGUGCCUCUUGUUUCCGAGGGAAGAGCUGAUUUAGUAAUCUAAAUGGAUGCAAUACUGAAUUAUAGGCCAGAAGAUACUGAAGAUUACUACGCGUUACUGGGAUGUGAUGAACUAUCUUCGGUUGAACAAAUUCUGGCAGAAUUUAAGGUCAGAGCUCUGGAAUGUCACCCCGACAAGCAUCCUGAGAACUCCAAAGCUGUGGAGACUUUUCAGAAACUGCAGAAGGCAAAGGAAGUUCUGACCAAUGAAGAGAGUCGAGCCCGCUAUGACCACUGGCGAAGGAGUCAGAUGUCGAUGCCAUUCCAGCAGUGGGAAACUUUGAGUGAUUCGGUGAAAAUGUCAAUGCACUGGGCUGUCAGAGGCAAAAAAGACCUGAUGCUGGAAGAAGCUGACCAGACUCAUACCAAAAAGACUGAAAACAAGGAAUGGAAUGAUGAACAAAGAGAAAUAAAGAAAGAAGAGCUGGCUUCGACCACAGAGAAAAUGGAGCAAAAAGAAUCUGAACCCCUGGAGAAGUCAGUCUCCCCACAGAAUCCAGAUUCUUCAAGCUUUUCAGAUGUGAACUCUUGGCACCUUCAUUUUCGCUGGUCUGGGGAUGCUCCCUCAGAACUCCUCAGGAAGUUCAGAAACUAUGAAAUAUGAAAUAUCCCUAUUCCAUAAAAAAGGGAGAGCAAGAUUGUCCCCUGUGCUGCCAAUACGCUGUCUUUGUUCAUAUGUUUAAAAUGUCAUGUUUAUUUGUCAUGUUUGUGAAUUACUGAUUUGAUUUGUUUGUGAAUUGUGAGUAAUGAUUGAUUUAUCCAUUCCUGAACUGAUUCUCAUAAUGUUUUUUAAAACAGAAAAUUUUCAGAAGAUAGUUUCUUUGAUAUUUAAAUAAAUCAAGGCUCUUAGAUCCAGAAUAGAUGAUGUUUUUUCUGGUUAAUGUUAUUUAUAGAAAUCCUUAUAUAAAAAGUCAAUCUCUGUUUAGUGCAUUUGAACAUUUCACUGAUGUACCAUGAUUUAUAUUACGGCUGGAUGUACAAGAAAUAUUUUCUGACUCUUAAAAUGAAAUGUGAAAUUACUUGUCCACACCCUAUGGAAUGAAAUAAAUAAUUUUCCCAAAGUUCAAAAA
Messenger RNA from Carlito syrichta (Philippine tarsier), 1260 nucleotides. RefSeq names its product DnaJ heat shock protein family (Hsp40) member C12 (gene DNAJC12). Lineage: Eukaryota; Metazoa; Chordata; Mammalia; Primates; Tarsiidae. The record is from RefSeq and is a predicted model, not a curated record. The transcript is spliced from 5 exons. Gene Ontology annotation, cellular component: cytoplasm. Bases 195 to 794 code for a protein of 199 amino acids.